Messenger RNA from Phytomonas sp. Hart1, 297 nucleotides. The record is from the annotation of a GenBank genome assembly. NCBI's taxonomy places the organism in Eukaryota, Euglenozoa, Kinetoplastea, Trypanosomatida, Trypanosomatidae.
AUGCGUAAGUUCGCAAGAAGCAUUGGCUCUGAGGGCAAAGCCCGAGAAAACCGGAAGGCCAGUGUCCUCUCGCGCAGGGCCCGCACUCCGUUGCUGUUUGGGUGCUCGACGCCUAAGCACGCGGUUGCGGACCCUGUCGUCGUCUGUGAAGGCUACCUUCCCGAGGCGGGGUCUCGCGCGUCGUCUCACUCUGGCACGGGCCGGCUGUGCUUGGUCCCUUCCGGGGGGCUCGCGGUCGCGUCCCACAAAUUGCCAACUCAGAACUGCUUACGGCGGGGAAUCCAACUGUAUAAUUAA